AUGGAGGACCAGCUGGUUUCGCUGCUGGCGAACACCCAGAGCUCCGAUCAGGGUCCCCGCCAGCAGGCCGAGAUAGAGCUCAAGCAUGCGCGCGCGAACCCGGCUUUCCCUACCUCCCUGGCCAACAUCGCCAACCACGCCUCCAUCGACACCGCCAUCCGCCAGGCCGCCCUCAGCACCCUCCGCCUCUUCAUCGAGAGGAACUGGAGCCCCGAAGACAGAGACGCCUCCGAGCCCCUCGUCGACAUCUCCGACGCCGCGCGCGACCAGCUGCGCAACACCCUGCUGGAGAUUGCCCUGAGCAAUGAGGACAAGAGACUCGUCAAGAUUGCGGCAAGCUAUGCUAUUGGCAAGAUCGCGUCAGCCGACUUCCCCGAACGAUGGCCUCAACUCCUGCCCACCGUCCUGGGCGUCAUCCCCACGAGCACCGACGUCCAGCUCCACGGCGCCCUCCGCGUUCUUGGCGACAUUAUUGAUGAGAGCCUGAGCGAGGACCAAUUCUUCACCAUGGCCCGUGAUAUUGUCAAGGCCGUCACCGAGGUUGCCCUGAACGAGGGCCGGAAACCCAACCUCCGCGCUCUCGCCAUCUCUGUCUUCCGCUCGUGCUUCGACCUCAUGGAUAUCGUCAAGGAGGACCACAUGAAGGAGGUCAAGUCCUUUGCCGAGGAGGCCCUCAAGGAAUGGUAUCCCUUCUUCGCCCAGGUCCUCAAGACCCGUCUGCCCGAAGCCCCGGCCGAGCUCGCUAGCGGCCAGCCCGAAAGCUGGAACCACAUCAUUGCCAUGAAGCUGCAGGUUGUCAAGACCCUUCUCAAGGUCAAGUCUGUCUUCCCUCACCUAUUGCUGCCGCACAGCACCAGUCUGUUCACAGCCGUGUGGGAGGAGCUCUCUCUGCUGCAGAAGCCCCACGAGGACCUCUACAUUGGACAUGAGGCCCAGGGCCGUCUCGAGGACUCCGACAGCCUGCCAUACACCCUCGAUUUCUUGAUCUUGGAGGAGCUUGACUUCCUCAACCAGUGCUUCCGCGCGCCUCCGGUCCAAGCUGAGCUCGAGGCUCAGUUGGCCGCCCACCCAUCUGCGCAAGAGACCCCCUGGAUGGUCGAGGUCAUGAAGAUGGUUGUCGGAUACUCUCGCAUCAGCCGUGAAGAGGAGGAGCUAUGGGAUAUCGACUGCUCCCUGUACCUGGCCGAGGAGACCUCCGUCACUGCUAACUACACCGCCCGCACGGCGUCCGGCGACCUUCUCAUCAAGCUUGGCGAGUGGUACAGCGAGAAGGCAGUGGAGGGACUCUUCGGUUACACAAAGACUCUGUUCCCUGGCGAUGGUUCCCAGUGGAGGAGUCAAGAAGCUUCUCUGUACCUGUUCAAUAUGCUGAUGAGCGAUUUCCAAGAUAUGGAGAAGCCCAUUCCGGAUGCUGUUUCAGAGGCGUAUCUUGGCCUGGUUGACUUCGCCGUAAACCAAUCCGAGCAGCCCCUGCUGAGAGCUCGUGGUUAUCUCGUUGGAGGCACCCUUGCCCGCGGAUUCGCGACGCCCCCUGCCCUCCUCGACCGCAUCAUCCAAUGCAUCACUUCUGAGGAGUCCGAGGUCGUCCAGGUUGCGUGCAUCAAGGCUGUGGAAGGCUUCGUCAGAUCCGGCCGAGUCGGCGGAGACCGUCAGGUUCCAAUCAUCAACGCCAUUGCUCAGUACAUGCAGAACAAGGACCCUGAGGAGAUGGAGGACGCAGAUGAGCUGCUCGUCACCCUUGCCGAGUCUCUGCGCUCCGCCAUCAACAUCGAUACCCGCAUCGCUCUUUCUCAAGACGUUCCCUCUGUUGACCUCCUGUUCAUGGUCGCGAAGCUCGGCGCCUCCAAUUUCCAGGCCACCAUGCUUAUCUGCGAAGCCUUUGAGGAGAUUGUCCGCACUCUCUCUGACACCACCUCAUACACCGCUCUGUGCGCGAAGAUUCUUCCCACGUUGACGGCGGCUUUUAACACGGCCAACGUAACUCAGGAUGAUCCUCUCGUGACCGUUGCCACUGAGCUGCUUACUGCGCUCGUUGAGCACGGCUCUGAGCCCCUCCCCGCCGGCUUCGUAGCCGCCACUCUCCCCAAACUCAACCGCCUCCUGAUGGAGUCUAACGAGGGAGAGGUCCUCCGCCCUGGUGCCGAGUCUGUCAAGUACCUUCUCAUGCACGACCACCACCAAGUGUUCGGCUGGCAUGAUGAGAGCGGCCGCUCCGGUCUGGAGGUCUGCCUUCACAUCAUCGACCGUCUGCUUGGGCCUUCCAUCGAGGACAACUCCGCCUCCGAGGUCGGAGGUCUCGCGGCAGAGCUCGUCGAGAAGGCCGGACAGGAGCGUCUUGGUCCCUUCCUGCCUCAGCUUCUCCAGGCUGUAGCCACGAGACUGGCUUCCGCCGAGGCUGCUCCCUUCAUCCAGUCCCUGAUCCUCGUCUUUGCGCGUUUGUCUCUCGUUGGCGCCCACGACGUUGUCGAGUUCCUCAGCCAGAUUCAGAUUCACGGCAACACUGGCCUCCAGGUUGUACUGAGCAAAUGGCUUGAGAACUCCGUCAGCUUCGCCGGCUACGAUGAGAUUCGCCAAAACGUUAUCGCAUUGUCGAAGCUUUACUCUCUUAAUGAUCCCCGUCUUGCCCAGACUAUGGUUAAGGGCGACAUGAUUAUCAACCAGAGUGACGGUAGAAUUAUGACGCGCUCGCGCGCCAAGGCCAACCCGGACCAAUACACCGUCAUCCCCGCCUCCCUCAAGAUCCUCAAGGUCCUCAUUGAGGAACUUCUCUCCGCAUCAGGUGCCAACGCUGCUGCCAACGCCGCUGCCGUCGCCGCUGCGGCCGAGUUCGCUGACGAAGAGAACGACGACGACGGUUGGGAGGACGAGCCCGAGACACUCGACCUUAGCCUGGGCGGUGUUAAGAACGACCUCAUGUCCUACAUUGAGGGCUCAGGCGCCCGCCAGCGCGACGACGAAACGCAAGCCUACCUCACCGAGUUCUUCAUGCGCGCCGCUCGGGAAGACGUGGCCAACUUUCAGGAGUGGUACGGCAUGCUGACCGAGGAGGAGCGUGGCAAACUCAACGAACUCGCCAAUGCCGCCGGUCAGUAG
This is a messenger RNA of Colletotrichum chrysophilum, 3093 nucleotides long. RefSeq lists its product as uncharacterized. Gene Ontology annotation, biological process: protein import into nucleus. The transcript is spliced from 4 exons. Gene Ontology annotation, molecular function: small GTPase binding. Gene Ontology annotation, cellular component: cytosol; nuclear envelope. Bases 1 to 3093 code for a protein of 1030 amino acids. Lineage: Eukaryota; Fungi; Ascomycota; Sordariomycetes; Glomerellales; Glomerellaceae. The record is from RefSeq and is a predicted model, not a curated record.